AUGAGCUCGUGUGACUUUCUCGAGACUCAAUCAAACGGCGCUCACGGAGCGAGUUCGCGUGGGUUCGGCAGACUGGCAGAUCGCCAAACUGACCUCUUUCGAAAUCGGACAGGCUGGAUACGACCGUUGGCGAUAAGUUCACAACACCGCUUCGGUCUCCGUCGCCACAACGCACCCGCGCUCAUCAUGACGCGUCGUGUGCACCGCACCAUGCGCGUAUCCGCGCUGUGCGUCGCGUUGCUCCUCGUCGUCUCCGGAGGCUUCGCAUCCGCGGAGGAGGCCGCCGCGUGCUCCCCCUCGGGCGACGACCCAUCGUGCGCGGCUCCCCGCCAAAACGUCGCACCCGACGCCGCGGCCGAGGCCGGCGCGACGCUCCUCGCGCGCGCCAACGAGGAAAACGAUCGACUCAAGACGCGACUCGACGCCGCCCUGGAGGCGUCGAAGCAGUGGCAGACCAAGGCUGUCGAGGCGGAGGGCACCGUCGCGUCGCUCCGAUCGCGCGCUGACGAGAUCGAACAGGCGAGCUCCGGACUGUCCGCGGAGAUUGCGCAGCUCAAGCCUCAGCUCGACGCCGCGCUCGAGACCGCCAAGCGGUGGGAGUCCAAGGCUGCGGAGGCUGAGGGCGUCGCGUCCGAGCUCAAGCCUCAGCUCGACGCCGCGCUCGAGACCGCCAAGCGGUGGGAGUCCAAGGCUACGGAGGCUGAGGGCGUCGCGUCCGAGCUUCGAUCCAAGUUUGAAGCCACCGCGCAGGCCACCAGCAGCCUCCCCGCGAAGAUCUCCGAGCUCGAGCUCAAACUCGCGGAGGCUCUGAGCGCCAAAGCCGCCGCCGAGGAGGCCCUCGAAGACUUCGACAGGGUCAUCACCGACGCGUGGCUGCCCCACUGGCUCAACCGCGACAUCGAGUACGUCCGCGGCGAGCUCCGACAGCUGUGGCGCGCGUUCGUGAAGGUUUCCCGAGACGCCAUGGCUUCGUGGGGCGUGCUCGAGCGAUUCGACGAGUUGUACGCGAAGCUCACCGCCGCCGCCGCGCCGCACGUCGCCCACGUCAAAGACAUCCUCAUCGCGUGCUACGGCAGGGUCGUCGAGCAGAUCGACGAGCUCAACGCGAGGUGGUUCAAGGCGAGGGACAACGUCGUCAACCUGAUCAAGAAAUUCAAGGAAGCCGGGAAGCGCCGCCGCGAGCACGAGGCCAAGACCCGCGGCGUCAACCCCGACCGCGACAGGCGCGAGGACGAGAAGGCGGCGUACUCGCGGGAGUACUGGGACAGGCAGAGGCAGCGGCUCGGUCACCUCGGCGAGGACGCGUCCGCGGUUGCCAAGUACGCGCGCGCCAAGCUCGGGGGCUGGUACGGACAGGGUAGCGAGAAGGUGCGGGAGCGCGUCGCGCACGUGCGCACGUCGUACAAACACAGGAUCAUGCCCCGCGUGGCGCAGUGGAGGGUCGCGCUCGCCAAGAACUCCAGGCCCGUCGCCGAGCUUAUCGUCGCCAAGUACCCCUCAUUUCCCGCGUGGCUCAAGGAGGCGCUCGCGUCGGUUCGGUUUCCCCACGGCGACGUCGACGACGUCUCCAUCGUCGUCGGCGACUUGUUAGGGUACGUCCUCGCCGCGAUGGGCGUCUCGUCCUUCCUUUACUGGACCGUGCUCCGACGCACGUGGGUCGACGACCUCCCUGACGAGGCGGAGUUUUCGCUCAAGCACGUCCCGGCGAACGACGGCACCAUCGUCGGUCGCGCCAUCGGCGGCGGCGCGGACAUCCGGAUCGUCCUGCCCUCCGUAAAGUCGGCGGCGGAGUGCGACAUCCUCGUCUCCGACGAGAAGGUGCUGGUGAACGCGUACAAGAUGGAGGACGGGACCUGGUACCACGAGGUUAAGGUUCGGGUGCCGAAGGAGUGCAGGGGUUUCGGGUGGCAGGAUGGCGUGGACAAGUGGGACAUGUCCGCGCGUUUUGAACUCGUUGGCGAGGCGCUCACCGUGUCCCUUCGCACCCCCACCCGCGCACUCCGCGCCGCGGCGGCCAAGGCUAAGGGCGACGACCCCGAGGAAGGGGAGAUCAUCGCGUCCCCUCCUCCCGUUCUCGCGGCGAAGCCCGCCGGCGGGAAAAAGAAGAAGAAGAAGAGCGGAGGAGCCUCGUCGGAAAUUCCCAAGCCCAGGCCCGCGGAUAGCGGCGGCAGCGCCGUCACCGCGGCGCCGCCCACGCCGCCGGAGUCCCCGGAGGCGAGGUCGGUUCCGUUCUCGCCGGUCAUCCCGACCGGGCGCACGCCGGUCGCCGCGAGGACCCGCGCGUCCACCUCCGCGUGA
Molecule: messenger RNA, 2298 nt
Organism: Micromonas commoda
Lineage: Eukaryota; Viridiplantae; Chlorophyta; Mamiellophyceae; Mamiellales; Mamiellaceae
Exons: 1
Coding region: 1-2298 (765 amino acids)
Source: RefSeq, a predicted model, not a curated record